AUGCGUUGUGAGGGGAAAUCCCACACCUGGCUUUUCCUGCUGCUUGAGCCGUGUCUGGCGGCUUUCUGCUGCGCCGCGGCCGUGGCGGUUGGCCGAGUUGCCGGAGCCACUAUUCCCGCCUCUGCCACUGCUGGAGGCACCACUGUUGCUGACGCUGCUGCUGUGUCCACUGCCGCUGCUCACCCUGAAGCUGCUGCCGAGACUGCAGCUGCUGCCACUCCUGGGGCCCACGUGGCUCCUUGGCGGCCACGCCGCGGUCGCAGCGCCCCAGCCCCGCUCCGGCUGCUUGGGAGAAGGCUCGCCGCCGCCAUGACAGAGCCGCUCACAUCGGUGGACUACGAGGUUUUCGGGAGAGUGCAGGGUGUUUGCUUCAGAAUGUACACAGAAGGUGAAGCUAAGAAACUGGGACUGGUUGGCUGGGUGAAGAACACCAGCAAAGGCACGGUGACAGGGCAAGUGCAAGGCCCUGAAGAGAAGGUCAAUUCCAUGAAGUCUUGGCUGAGCAAGGUUGGGAGUCCUAGUUCUCGCAUUGACCGGACAGACUUUUCCAAUGAAAAAACCAUCUCUAAAUUGGAAUACUCUAAUUUUAGUAUUCGAUACUAAUGGAAGAAAAGUAAAAAUUGUAAUGCUUACACUGUAGAAAAGACAAUAUAUAUUCUUAAAUUUAUAUUCUAGAACAAUAGUAGUAGAAUAGAAUAAAAAGUGGGAACUUUCUGUACUGAAAACUACAGAAUUAAAGUUACUAAAAAUAUCUGACACUGGAACAAUUUUACUCAACUAUGUUUUAGCAAGCAAAAACAUAAUAUUCUAAAAUAAAAUAUUAUUUCAAGAUAAUUAACAUGAAUAUUCAAGUUAACUUUGUCUUAUGUCCUUGUUAAUUUCAGAGAAUAUAAUGAAGUAUAUGUGAUUUAGCUAGACAUUAAAUGAUAAAAUUAAGCAUAUAAAAAUUAUGUUUGUACCAUUAUCUGUAGUGAAUUUUAAUUCUUUCUGAAUAAUAAUAAUAAAGUUGAGUAAUGUGUUAUUGGAGACUUUCAUAGGACCAGUGUUUAAAAUAAAUGCAUGGUAUAGCCAUUAAGCCAGAAAAUAAUAGCAAGAGUGUUAAGCUUUCAAAUUCUGUUUAAACAUGGUGUGAUACUAAGUUGGAAUACUUAAUAUCUUUGAAUUACAUUGUUCUAUGGAGUGGAUAAUCAGUCUUGGUGAUGACAACUAUAAGAGCUCAUAAUUUCAAUAUAGCAAACAACAAGAUUAUUUUGUGUGUUCAUAUUUGUGGUUUAUGUACAUGUAUACAUGCAUAUUCAUAUGCAUAUGGGUGUGUCUGUGCAGGUAUGUGUGCACAUGUAUGUGCAUGUAUAUGGAGGCCAGAAGUCAACUUUAGUUGCUUCCUCAAUCACUGUACACCUUAUGUUUUGAGACAGCAUUUCUUCCUAAUACCAGAGCUCACUGAUUCAGCUGGACCAGUGAGCCAGCAAGCCCUGGCGGUCCUCCUCUUUCCACCUCUGUAGACCUAGGAUUUCUGUUGUGUACCACCAUGACUACUGACAUUUUAUACAUUGGUUCUGGGGCUCAGAUCUCAGUCCUCAUACUUGUGCAAUAAGUGCUUUAUGGACUGAGCUAUCUCUCCAGCCCCAUGCAGCAAGAUGGUUAUCAACUUCAGUGAUGAUCCUAUACCUUAAAGCACUGAGUCUAAAUAAAUUAUACCAUAAAUUAUUCUAAAGUAGACUAUCACUUGAAGUUCUCCAAAUGUAAAUGAUAGUUGAACAACAGUAUUUUAAGGAGAAGGUCCAUUUUUGUAAUAUAGAAUUAUCAUAUUAAAUAAAGACAACCUAUAAUGGGAAACACUAGAGAAUGUCAAAUGUGGUGGGUAUGUACUUGCAUGUAUAAUUCAGUGACUUCCAAGUUUAUAGCAUUGGAACCCUUCAUUAAAACAGUUUUGAAGCCUAUGGCUAAGGAGGUCAUAAACCCUAAGGGGGAAACUACUACUGUUGCUUGGCUAAAUGAGCAUAUUAUCACUAAAUAAACUGCCCUCUACACACUU
Jaculus jaculus (lesser Egyptian jerboa) is the source of this 2035-nucleotide messenger RNA. RefSeq names its product acylphosphatase-2. NCBI's taxonomy places the organism in Eukaryota, Metazoa, Chordata, Mammalia, Rodentia, Dipodidae. The transcript has 6 exons. The record is from RefSeq and is a predicted model, not a curated record. Bases 1 to 603 code for a protein of 200 amino acids. Gene Ontology annotation, molecular function: acylphosphatase activity.